This is a messenger RNA of Suricata suricatta (meerkat), 1834 nucleotides long. It is a transcript of the gene SLC16A13, whose product is annotated as solute carrier family 16 member 13. The transcript is spliced from 4 exons. NCBI's taxonomy places the organism in Eukaryota, Metazoa, Chordata, Mammalia, Carnivora, Herpestidae. Bases 185 to 1465 code for a protein of 426 amino acids. Gene Ontology annotation, molecular function: monocarboxylic acid transmembrane transporter activity. Gene Ontology annotation, biological process: monocarboxylic acid transport; transmembrane transport. The record is from RefSeq and is a predicted model, not a curated record.
GGCGCCGCUCGCCCGCCCUCCCCACCCAGGUCGCCCCCCUCGGGGAGAGGCGCAGGCGCCUCCCGCAGCCUCCCUGCCGCUUAAAAGCCCUGGUCGGCGCCUUCCUUUUUAGCAGCCUGCCCUCCGCCGGCCGGGCGGAGGUGGGGCGUCCCGCGCGCGGGGCUCCCGCCGGGUCCGCUCCCCGAUGGCGCGCAGGGCCGAGCCCCCCGACGGGGGCUGGGGGUGGAUGGUGGUGCUGUCCGCCUUCUUCCAGUCGGCGCUGGUGUUCGGGGUGCUCCGUUCUUUCGGCGUCUUCUUCGUGGAGUUAGUGGCGGCGUUCCAAGAGCAGGCGGCGCGGGUGUCCUGGAUCGCGUCCAUAGGGAUCGCCGUGCAGCAGUUCGGGAGCCCCGUGGGCAGCACCCUGAGCACGAAGUACGGGCCCAGGCCCGUGGUGAUGGCAGGGGGCGUCUUGGCUGCGUCGGGGAUGCUGCUCGCCUCCUUUGCUACCUCCUUGACCCACCUAUACCUGAGCAUCGGGCUGCUCUCAGGCUCUGGCUGGGCCUUGACCUUCACUCCAACCCUGGCUUGCCUGUCCCGGUACUUCUCUCGAAGGCGAUCCCUGGCCACCGGGCUGGCACUGACGGGCGUGGGUCUGUCCUCCUUUGCCUUCGCCCCACUUUUCCAGUGGCUGGUCAGCCGCUACGCCUGGCGGGGGGGCCUGCUGCUGGUGUCUGCUCUCUCCCUCCACCUGGUGGCCUGCGGCGCCCUCCUCCGCCCACUCUCCCUGACGGAGGACCCUGCCGUGGGUGGCCCUGGGGCCCAACUCACCUCCCUCCUCCGUCAUGGCCCCUUCCUCCGUUACACUCUGGCCCUCACCCUGAUCAACACGGGCUACUUCAUCCCCUACGUGCACCUGAUGGCCCACCUCCAGGACCUGGAUUGGGAGCCGCUGUCUGCUGCCUUCCUCCUCUCUGUGGUGGCUAUAUCCGACCUCGUGGGACGUGUGGCUUCUGGGUGGCUAGGGGACACAGUCCCAGGACCUGUGGCUCGACUCCUAAUGCUUUGGACCACACUGACUGGGGUGUCACUGGCCUUGUUCCCCGUGGCUCGGACUCCCACGGCCCUGAUGGUUCUGGCCGUGGCCUACGGCUUCACGUCAGGGGCCCUGACCCCCGUGGCCUUCUCCGUGUUGCCUGAACUGGUGGGGACUGGAAGGAUAUACUGCGGCCUGGGAAUGGUGCAGAUGGUCGAGAGCAUCGGGGGGCUGCUGGGGGCCCCUCUGUCAGGCUACCUCCGAGAUAGGACCGGCGACUACACAGCUUCCUUUGUGGUGGCUGGUGCCUUCCUUCUGGUAGGGAGCGGGAUUCUCCUCACGCUGCCUCACGUCUUCUGCUUCUCGGCCUCUGCCUCCAAGCCUCAGGACUCCGGGACGGAGGCCGUCCAUACCAAAGUCUCUCUGACCAGGAAAGGGCUGCAGGAGGACUGAACUCUGCAAAGGGACUGUCAGACUUAGAAAGGGGUCUUCUGUCCCAUCCUGGUGCCCACAGAAACACCGUGCCCAAGAACAAGGCCUCUUGACCCGCCUCCCCCCAGGCCAGUGUGUCGAGUGUGCCAACCUUUUGUACCUCUCAGGCCUUCUUCGCUCCCAUGCCCUGGAUCCUGAAGCUCAGCCUUCCCCCCUGAGCCGUGAAUCAGCCAUGAACACCAAAGGCCACGAUCUUAACGCAUCCUACAUGUGAUCUCUACGUUGCCUGCAAGCUUUCUUCUCUGAAGGCUGAUGUUUUGGGAAAGAGGGAUGCCCUUAUGAGAUAAAUCAACAGGAGGGAACUGGAUAAUAAUCAGAACCUCAAAAAGA